AUUAGAAUGAUACAAAUGUCAUUGUCGAAAUGUGUAUGACAACACUUUUACUUAAAACGUACAAAAACGUUUUUUAUCCAGAAGGUAAUAUCCCAGAACCUGCAUACUGCGGUCAUUUAAAAUGUAACUUUACUUGGAAAUAAACUCUUCUUAUUAGCCGAUAAGUAAACGAGUGAAACUUUAAUCCUUCCUCAACUUUGAAAAAAAUGUAACAGUCGCUUUCGCUUCAUCACUUCCGCGAAUUGUCGGAGAGUAGCGACAUUUUGAUUCAUUCAGGCGGGAGAUUCGGAAACAAUAACAACUAAUUCUGCCCGGCAGCUAGUGUCAAACCAAAAAUAUAAAUUCUCCAUACAGCCUGGAUGUUGACCGAUCAUUUGGUUAAUGGAAAACGACGACCAGAUGAACUUUCUAACGGAUCAACAGCUGUUGUCCUUUUUCCACCGCAAGAAGACGAAUAUUUCAUGCAUAGAACAACCAGACACACUCCUCACACAGCUCAGAGACCACGACCUGUUGCCGGAGCAGGAGCAGCUCUUUAAGAAGGUAAAAGCGAUGAACACUCGACAACAAAAGCAGCAAGGAGUCUAUGAGGUUCUGGAGUGGCUGGAAAAAGAGAGAUCUCAGGAAAUACGUAGUUUCUGGAACUGUGUGUUUGAAGAUCAUAUCAUGCAAAUGUACCCUACGCUACACCUGCUCAAAAAAAGCCUGCUGGAGGAUGUCAUCGGUGUCUCUAAAGAGCUUCUUGGCAGUGAGACACCACCGAUGGAAGCAAAUGAAAGAAUGCAGAGAAAUAAUGAUGACAGUAGUGAGGACAGUGGCGAUCCAGGUCCUUCUUCUGCUUCCACUUUGACUCGCAAGAGACCAGCCAAUAAACCUUCGUUCUCAACUCCUGUUAAGAAAGGAGACAAACGGGAGAAUUGUAUGCUUUCCAAAACUGAAUCUCAGUUGCCUGUAAAUUGUGGGAAUGAAGAAGGCAUUCUCUAUUCGGACAAACUGGCCAAAGGGGAGAAGUGUAUUUUGGCCCAGGAACGUUGGUUCUCCCCAUCUGAGUUUGAGAAGUUUGCAGGGAAGGAAAGAAACAAAAACUGGAAAUACAGCAUCCGCUGUGCUGGCGCACCACUUAAAAAACUCAUCGAGGAAGAUCAUCUUCAGACUUCACCAAUGAAGAGAAGAAAGAGGAAAUGUGUCCGAAAUAGCAAGAAAGUACAGAUUGCAGACAGUUCUGAGAGCUCCAAUCCAGACUCAAAACCCGACUUCCAGCAGCAGAGGAGGAGAGCAGGAUUAAGAUCACAGAUUAGAAGUAGAGUUGAUGAUGAGGAUGAUGAAGAUGAGAUAGCAGAUCUGACUGUUUUCCAGGCUCCAACUUUACCAGUCACCUGUGUCUCACUCACUGGGACUCUGUACAAAAAACGGUUUGCCACAGGGAAGCGUGGGAAGAGUAUACGGACUGAGGAACGCUGGUUCACUCCGGAGGAAUUUGUAAAGGAGGAACCUACUCUCAUUGAUGGACUCUGGAAAAGAGAUAUACUGUGCCAUGGAAAAACUCUCAACUUUUUAUGCAAGAAAAAGAUCCUGCAGAUUCAUUCUCUUCUGUGUGAAUGUUUGCAAUGCAGCACUGAUUCAGAAGACCUGAUGGACCAAAACAAUGAUGACUUGUGUUAUGCUUGUCACUCUCGGGAAAAUCUGGCAUGCUGCGAUAAAUGUCCUCGAGCAUUUCAUCACCACUGUCACCUACCAGCUGUACCUAAAGGCUCAUCUGGGGAUUGGAGUUGUACCUUUUGCUUGUUAAGAACCAGUCUGCAAUGCCGUGCCCCAAUUAACAUGAGUGAACAAGAAGCUUUUGAUGCUCCAGUAUCUGAAUACAUACAGCGUUGCCGCUACCUCCUGUUAUGUAUGUAUAAGGAGGAUAUCCAGAAAGUGUUUGUAGAGGAUCCACGCCAAAAUGUGGACAGAUACUCUGAGUUCAUAUCUCAACCAAUGUGGCUAGACAGAAUAAAAACGAAGUUGGAAAGUAAGAAGUAUCAGAAGGUUGGAGAGUUCGUCUCUGACAUCCGGCUCAUUUUCAGCAACUGCAGGAAAUUUAAUCGGGACAAUAAGUUUGGUCAGUUGGGCACCAAAAUGAAGGAAAUCUUUGAGGAGGAGAUCCAGAAAAUCUUCUUUAUUCAAUAACAGGUCUCUCAUCAAAGUCUUUCAAAGAUACAGUGAACUUCUGAACAGCUUUGAAUAUUCAGUUUAACCCAUUAUAAUGUAAAUGAGAUGGAUUACAUUAAUUAUCCCACUGCCCUACAGAUGAUAUGUGGUAUGGAUGAUAACUUGGCUUGCUUUUCAAAACGCUGUACAGUACAUCUUUUUGUAAUGUCACUUUUUUCAAUGCUCUGAGAUUUUACUGUAUAUUUAUGACAUGGAUUGCAAUUUGCAUUUGGUAAUCUGAUUAUGUCUGCAUUAGUUUUUCUCCUCCUCUUACAGGUCUUAAUCUCAGUCGAUCCUUAAAGGUGAACGGUGCUAUUUUUGUAACUGCAAACAUUGUUUUAAAAAGGUUCAAAUUCCUAAAGCCAGAACAGCCUUGUGGACCUGCACCUUCUUCCACCAUUCUGCCUUAAAAAACAACAAACUAAAUGUUUUUAAAGCCCAAGAGAGGCAAAUAUUUGCACUCUUUUUCAGAAGCUAACCAUUAGCUAAUCUUUGAAUAGGUUAUUUAAUUUUAAAGAUUAUAAUGAUAAAAUAAAAAUAAGUAGAUUACAUGAUUUACCUUUAAGACCUACAUUUUUUAAUGU
Messenger RNA from Danio aesculapii, 2774 nucleotides. RefSeq names its product nuclear body protein SP140-like. Gene Ontology annotation, cellular component: nucleus. Bases 382 to 2169 code for a protein of 595 amino acids. The transcript is spliced from 17 exons. Gene Ontology annotation, molecular function: protein binding; DNA-binding transcription factor activity, RNA polymerase II-specific; DNA binding. NCBI's taxonomy places the organism in Eukaryota, Metazoa, Chordata, Actinopteri, Cypriniformes, Danionidae. Gene Ontology annotation, biological process: regulation of transcription by RNA polymerase II. The record is from RefSeq and is a predicted model, not a curated record.